Rotaria sp. Silwood2 is the source of this 2160-nucleotide messenger RNA. The record is from the annotation of a GenBank genome assembly. Lineage: Eukaryota; Metazoa; Rotifera; Eurotatoria; Philodinida; Philodinidae.
AUGAUUACAUAUCCAGAAUAUAAAAUAAAUAAUCAAACGAUUUUACAAGAACAAUUUGAUGAAAAUUAUGAACCUACUCAAGAAGAAAUUCGUGAAUAUGCAAUUUACAUUGGUAUUGAUCCAGAUAAAGAACCUCAUCUUCUUUGGUUAGCUAAAGAAGGUAUUAUGAAACCAUUACCACCGGGUUGGAAACCGUGUCAAGAAGAAAAUGGAGAAUUAUAUUAUUUUAAUUUUGAUACUGGUAAAUCAUCAUGGGAUCAUCCAUGUGAUGAAAUAUAUAAAGCUCGUGUUCUUGAAGAACGACGAAAGCAACCAUCAUCAACAAAUCUACUUGAUACAAAUCCAAGAGGUACUCUUACUCAAACAGGUAGAAGUACAUCGACCGUAAGCGAUUAUUUAUCAGGAGGAAAAAAAUCACUGCCAAUGGGAAGUAAUGUUAAUACACCUGUUGUGGCAAGAACUGAAGCACAUGCUAAUGCCCAAUAUGUAAAUAGUGAUAAUGAUGAUAUUGACGAAGAAUUAAUGAACAGUGGAGAUGAUGAUGACGAACAAAGUAGUGAUGAUUUUAGAAGACGAGUUGAUUUUGGUAUUGAUCCUAGACUUUCUGCACGUAUUGAAGAAAAAGAAAAAGAAGCAAUUACAACAUCAACAAUGUCUGCACCUCGUCCAAUAAAUCCUUUGGAAAAUACAGACAGAAAAAUAGAGAAUAGAAAAGAUUCUCUAAAUGAUGAUGAUAAAGAAAAUAAUCGAAAAAAACGUGCUGAAUUAUUAGCAGAUGCAGCUGUACGUCGUUUAUCCAAUGCUAGUAUGAAUAAAUCAGGACCUCAUUUAACUAAUGAAGAUACAUUAAUUACACCACGUGAAGAACAUGAUCUAACUCAACUUCGAGCACGACUUGAGGAAUCUGCCAAUGAAGAAAAAUUACAAAUACUUGAAGAUAAUCGAAAUUAUAUUGAAAAAGUAAAAAAAGAAUUAAAUUUAGCAAAACAAAAAGAAGAACAAACAUUACGCGAUAAAAUGAAAACUGAUUUAGCUUCAAUUGAAAGUAAUUUACGUGAAAAUAUUGCACGUGAAAGAAAAUCAUUAGAAAAUCAAAAACAAGAAGAAUUAAAAAAUAUUAAACAAGUAAUUGACAGAGAAAAAGAAGAAUUGCAAAGAAAAUUAAGAGAAAGCAUGCAAUCAGAUUUGAAUGUAUAUAAAAAUACACUUGAUCAACAGAAUAAUUCGAAUGCACAAAUUCGUUCUUUACAAGAUAAACAUAGCCGAGAUAAGAGUGAAUUCGAAGAGAGAUUACGUCUUCUAGAAAGUCGCCAUAAAAAUGAAAUUGAUGAUUUAAAUCGACGUUAUGAACAAGCGAAAGCUGAUAGAGAUAAAUUAGAAAAACAUUUAAAAGAGAAAGAUAAUCUUUGCUCAACAUUACAACGAUCAAUGGAUCAAUUACGUAGUGAUAAAGUAACAGUUGAACGAAAAUUACAAGAUGCUGAAAUCAGAUUGAAAGCAAUUGAGGAUAGUAAUCGACAAGUACAAUUAUCUAUUGCUCAUAAAUCAUUAACAAACGGUAGUGAAAAUGAUGAAGACGAUGAUGAUGAUGAUGACAAUUUUACUCCAAAAAAACUUAAUAGUAAAAAUAAAAAUGGUUUUCAUGAUGAUGAUGAUGAAGCGGAACAAUUAAGUGAUACAGAUAGUGAUGUAGUUGAAAUGGAACAAACAUUAAAAGAAUUACGACAAACUCAACGUGAAUAUAUGUCACUUCUUCCAACAUCAAAUAUAGAUGAAAGCCAAAAACAACAUAUGAAAACAACAACAAUUGAUUUAACAAAAUUAUCUGUUGCUGAUGUUGCCCCAGUUAUAAGAAAUAUUCGUACAAUUAAUCGUAAUAUGCCAAGAAUGUAUGAAUCUUUUGAAACAAUACCAAAUCAAUUAUUAACUGAUUCAGGACGAUGGUCAAAUACAAUGAUAUCAACACUUAGUAAUAAUACAAAUUCAUCAUUUAUGUAUCAAACAAUAAAUGGUUAUCAACCGAUAGUAUCAAAAAAUAAUCAUUGGAGUUCACAACCAACCCUUGUUACAAGAGAAGCUGUAUUAAAAGCAGCACGAAAAGUAUUUGCACCUGGUGUAAUUGAUCAAUUAACAUCAAAUACAAGAUCAUCAACACAAUGA